Messenger RNA from Patiria miniata (bat star), 1722 nucleotides. It is a transcript of the gene psmc6, whose product is annotated as 26S proteasome regulatory subunit 10B. Gene Ontology annotation, cellular component: proteasome regulatory particle, base subcomplex; cytosolic proteasome complex. Gene Ontology annotation, molecular function: proteasome-activating activity; ATP hydrolysis activity; ATP binding. Bases 41 to 1210 code for a protein of 389 amino acids. Gene Ontology annotation, biological process: positive regulation of RNA polymerase II transcription preinitiation complex assembly. The transcript has 12 exons. The record is from RefSeq and is a predicted model, not a curated record. Lineage: Eukaryota; Metazoa; Echinodermata; Asteroidea; Valvatida; Asterinidae.
UGUAGGGCGCCCUCAGCCAUCGUCGUCAAACUUGGUCAUCAUGGCGGACGCACGGGAGAAAGCGAUCCAAGAUUAUCGUAAAAAAUUACUCGAACACAAAGAGUUAGAUGCUCGUUUGAAAGAAAUGCGUGAGCAAUGUAAAGAGCUGACCAAGAAUUAUGACAAGUCAGAGAACGAUUUGAAGGCACUGCAGAGUGUUGGCCAGAUUGUUGGAGAGGUUCUUAAACAACUGACAGAAGAAAAGUUUAUCGUGAAGGCCACCAACGGUCCCCGCUAUGUCGUGGGAUGUCGGCGAGGCAUCGACAAGAUCAAAUUGAAGCAAGGCACGAGGGUAGCCCUGGACAUGACGACACUAACAAUCAUGAGAUAUCUGCCUAGAGAAGUUGAUCCGAUGGUGUACAACAUGUCCCAUGAAGAUCCAGGCAACAUAUCCUACUCGGCCAUUGGUGGUUUGUCCGAGCAGAUCAGAGAACUUAGAGAGGUCAUUGAGCUGCCUCUCUUGAACCCGGAGCUGUUCCAACGAGUGGGCAUCACCCCUCCGAAAGGCUGUCUACUGUAUGGAGCACCAGGUACUGGCAAGACACUUCUAGCCAGAGCAGUAGCUAGUCAGCUGGAUGCUAAUUUCUUAAAGGUUGUGUCUAGCGCCAUCGUAGACAAAUACAUCGGUGAGAGUGCCCGACUGAUCCGCGAGAUGUUUGCCUACGCCAGAGACCACCAGCCCUGCGUCAUCUUCAUGGAUGAGAUUGACGCCAUCGGAGGACGGCGGUUCUCAGAAGGGACGUCGGCCGACAGGGAAAUCCAGAGAACACUUAUGGAGUUGUUGAAUCAGAUGGACGGCUUUGACACGUUAGGGAAAGUGAAGAUCAUCAUGGCUACUAACAGACCCGACACGUUAGACCCCGCACUGCUUAGACCCGGAAGGCUAGAUAGGAAGAUAGAAAUCCCCCUGCCGAAUGAGCAGGCUCGUCUUGAUAUUUUAAAGAUCCACGCGGCGCCCAUCACCAAGCAUGGAGAUAUUGACUUUGAAGCAGUUGUCAAGUUAUCGGACGGUUUCAAUGGCGCAGAUCUUAGAAACGUUUGCACAGAGGCGGGUAUGUUUGCGAUCCGUGCUGAGCGAGAGUACGUACUAGACGAGGAUUUCAUGAAAGCUGUCAGGAAGGUGUCAGAGGGCAAGAAACUGGAGACCAAGCUGGACUACAAGCCAGUCUAAUUUACAAACACACCGCCUCGUUCCCCCCCCCCCCCCCCCCACAAAAAAAAUGAAUAAAUAAAUAAAUGAAACAAAGCUUAAAAGGUGAUUGACCAGUCUUCAUUUGUUAACAGAUAUAUAAGCUUCGCCACCUUGGUAAAAUGAACUCUUUAGUUUUGAAAGGGACUUUAAGUUAUUAUCGGUGGGAUUCUAAAUUUCACACAGACAGACAGAACCACAAAUAUUAAUCCUUUAUGGAAAGGAUUUUUGGGUUUGACUAAGAGGGAACAAAUCAUCAGGUUCACCGUGAAGUGACGCAUUGUCUAUGGACUUCACACGAUAUGUCAGUUUGUGGUGCGACCAGUGAAAUAUAUAUUUUGAAAAUUGAAAAUGUCGGAGUUAUAAAGUUACACACAUUGUUAUUAACCAUUUGUGUGUGUGUGUGUGUACCUUGCGACAAUAAAGAAUUGUUUACAUUGUUAACACAGGGGUAAUAACUCUUGCAAGACUGGUCAAUAACCUUAUUAUUCCCA